This is a messenger RNA of Cylas formicarius (sweet potato weevil), 720 nucleotides long. RefSeq names its product large ribosomal subunit protein uL13m (gene mRpL13). Gene Ontology annotation, cellular component: ribosome; mitochondrial large ribosomal subunit. The transcript has 4 exons. NCBI's taxonomy places the organism in Eukaryota, Metazoa, Arthropoda, Insecta, Coleoptera, Brentidae. Gene Ontology annotation, biological process: negative regulation of translation; translation. The coding region runs from base 88 to 624 and encodes 178 amino acids. Gene Ontology annotation, molecular function: mRNA binding; structural constituent of ribosome. The record is from RefSeq and is a predicted model, not a curated record.
AAAAGAGACGAAGGGUUCUGUGAUAUGGCCAUAACCAAAUUUUUACGAAAAUUCUGAUGGUUAUAAUCAAUAUUAACUAAUAAUAUAAUGUCUGCUUUAAAACGUGUCCAGCAAUGGGCAACAUUUGCAAGAAUAUGGCACAUAUACGAUGCUGCUUGGCAAAAUCCCUUCCAGUCGGCGAAGGUAAUAAAAACUUUUUUAAUGGGCUUGCACAAACCCAUCUACCACCCCAUGAAUGAUUGUGGGGACCAUGUAAUUGUUAUCAAUAGUGCAGACAUUGCCCUUCCUGGUGACGAGUGGAAGAAACGCGUGUAUUUUCACCACACAGGUUAUCCUGGGGGUGCGUCGUGGACAUUAGCUUGGGACUUGCACAGCAAAGACCCCACUAUGGUACUGAAAAAAGCUGUUUAUAACAGUAUGGAUGGAAAUUUGCAAAGGCGUUACACAAUGGAAAGGUUGCACAUUUUUCCUGACACAAAUGUCCCUAAACAAUUGUUGGGUAAUGUGUCGAACCAAAUAAAGCAACUAAGACCUGUUCCUAAACGAUUGGAUCAUUACACUGAAGACGAAGUAACAACUUGCCCUAAAAUUAUCGAUUAUCCAAAAGACUAUGUUUAUAGAUAAAUCAUUCUAAAAUAAGCAGUGAAAGUAUUAGAAUAUCAUACUAACUGACACUGUCAUUGUACUAAGUUUUACAUUUCCCAAUAAAUCAUGUUUCCU